Molecule: messenger RNA, 3315 nt
Organism: Hippocampus comes (tiger tail seahorse)
Lineage: Eukaryota; Metazoa; Chordata; Actinopteri; Syngnathiformes; Syngnathidae
Gene: actn3b
Product: actinin alpha 3b
Molecular function (GO): calcium ion binding; protein binding
Source: RefSeq, a predicted model, not a curated record
UGACCCUCAGCCCCCGGCUUGACGGCAGUCAGUCGGUCAGUGCGGAGCACGGCGUGAGCGCCCCAGGACGAGAGCCGGUGUCCCCCCCUUCUUGUUGAUCUCUUUUCAGCGGCCACCAUGACGACGCUCGAGAGCCACAUGACGUACACCAUCCACCACGAGCAGACCUACAUGACCCAGGAGGAUGACUGGGACCGCGACCUGCUGCUCGACCCUGCCUGGGAGAAGCAGCAGAGGAAGACUUUCACAGCCUGGUGUAACUCGCACCUGAGGAAAGCCGGCACGCAGAUCGAGAACAUUGAGGAGGAUUUCAGGAAUGGCCUCAAGUUGAUGUUGCUUCUGGAGGUCAUAUCAGGCGAGAGGCUCCCCAAGCCAGACAAGGGAAAGAUGCGCUUCCACAAGAUCGCCAACGUCAACAAAGCUCUGGACUUCAUCUGCAGCAAGGGCGUGAAGCUGGUGUCCAUCGGCGCCGAGGAAAUCGUCGACGGCAAUGUGAAGAUGACCUUGGGAAUGAUCUGGACCAUCAUCUUGCGCUUCGCUAUCCAGGACAUCUCUGUCGAAGAGACGUCCGCCAAGGAGGGUCUGCUGCUGUGGUGCCAGAGGAAGACCGCUCCCUACAGGAACGUCAACGUGCAGAACUUCCACAUCAGUUGGAAGGACGGCCUGGCCCUGUGCGCCCUCAUCCACAGACACAGACCCGACCUCAUCGACUACUCCAAACUGAGAAAGGACGAUCCAAUCGGCAACCUGAACACAGCCUUCGAUGUGGCUGAGAAGUUCCUGGACAUCCCGAAGAUGUUGGACGCCGAAGACAUCGUCAACACGCCCAAACCGGACGAGAAGGCCAUCAUGACCUACGUGUCCUGCUUUUACCACGCCUUCGCCGGUGCCGAGCAGGUACGCUUUUGUCGCCGGGAACGGGUCGCGCGCCCGCGGGCCGCCACGUCUGACCGAUCCCGUCCGGCGCGGGCGGCCGAGACGGCCGCCAACCGUAUCUGCAAGGUGCUGGCGGUCAACCAGGAGAACGAGAAGCUGAUGGAAGAGUACGAGAAGCUGGCCAGCGAGCUUCUGGAGUGGAUCCGCCGCACCAUCCCCUGGCUGGAGAACCGCGUGGCCGAGCAGUCCAUGCGCGCCAUGCAGCAGAAGCUGGAGGACUUCCGCGACUACCGCCGCGUGCACAAACCGCCGCGGGUGCAGGAGAAGUGUCAGCUGGAGAUCAACUUCAACACCCUGCAGACCAAGCUCAGGCUCAGCAACAGACCCGCCUUCAUGCCCUCCGAGGGCAAGAUGGUGUCGGACAUCGCCAACGCCUGGAAGGGCCUGGAGCAGGUGGAGAAGGGCUACGAGGAGUGGCUGCUCACCGAGAUCCGGCGCCUCGAGAGGCUGGACCACCUCGCCGAGAAGUUCAAGCAGAAGUGCACCAUGCACGAGUCGUGGACCGCAGGCAAGGAGGACCUGCUCUCCAGGAAGGACUACGAGUCGGCGUCCCUGAUGGAGAUCCGAGCGCUGAUGAGGAAGCACGAGGCCUUCGAGAGCGACCUCGCCGCCCACCAGGACCGCGUGGAGCAGAUCGCCGCCAUCGCGCAGGAGCUCAACGAGCUGGACUACCACGACGCCGCCGUGGUCAACGCCCGCUGUCAGGGCAUCUGCGACCAGUGGGACAACCUGGGCACUCUGACCCAGAAGAGGCGCGACGCUCUGGAGCGCGUGGAGAAGCUGUGGGAGACCAUCGACCAGCUGUACCUGGAGUUUGCCAAGAGGGCGGCGCCCUUCAACAACUGGAUGGACGGCGCCAUGGAGGACCUGCAGGACAUGUUCAUCGUCCACAGCAUCGAGGAGAUCCAGAGUUUGAUCACCGCCCACGACCAGUUCAAGGCCACGCUGCCCGAGGCCGACAAGGAGCGCAUGGCCACCCUGGGCAUCCACACGGAGAUCGUGAAAAUCGCUCAGACGUACGGAAUCAAGCUGUCCGGCAUCAACCCCUACACCAACCUGACGCCCCAGGACAUCGGCACCAAAUGGGACACGGUCAAACACCUGGUGCCCCUCAGAGACCAAUUGCUGCAAGAGGAAGUGGCCCGACAGCAGGCCAACGAGCGGCUCAGGCGCCAAUUUGCCGCCCAAGCCAACAUCAUCGGACCUUGGAUACAAACCAAGAUGGAGGAAAUUAGCCACGUGUCUGUGGACAUCGCCGGCUCUCUGGAGGAUCAGAUGAACAGUCUGAAACAGUACGAGCAGAACAUCAUCAACUACAAGUCCAACAUUGACAAGCUGGAAGGCGACCACCAGCUGAGCCAGGAGUCGCUCAUCUUCGACAACAAGCACACCAACUACACCAUGGAGCACAUCCGUGUGGGUUGGGAGCAGCUCCUCACCACCAUUGCCAGAACCAUCAACGAGGUGGAGAACCAGAUCCUGACCCGUGACGCCAAGGGCAUCAGCCAGGAGCAGCUCAACGAGUUCAGGGCCUCCUUCAACCACUUUGACAGGAAAAGAAAUGGCAUGAUGGACCCAGACGACUUCCGCGCCUGCCUCAUCUCGAUGGGCUACGACCUGGGAGAGGUUGAGUUUGCCCGCAUCAUGACCCUGGUGGACCCCAACAACACUGGCGUGGUCACCUUCCAAGCCUUCAUUGACUUCAUGACCCGAGAAACUGCGGAGACCGACACCGCCGAGCAAGUCAUGGCCUCCUUCAAGAUUCUGGCCUCAGACAAGAACUACAUCACAGUGGAAGAACUCCGCCGCGAGCUUCCGCCCGAGCAGGCCGAGUACUGCAUCAGCCGCAUGACGCGCUACGUCGGCCCCGACAGCUCCGCCGGUGCCCUGGACUACAUCUCCUUCUCCAGCGCCCUCUACGGCGAGAGCGACCUGUGAGGCCCACCGGGAGGCGUGGCCACUCCAGCAACUUGUCUUUGUUGUGUAUCCCGUUUACACAAACACACACACACACACGCACGCACGCACACGCACACGCACACACACACACACACAAAUGCCCCACAGCGGGUCUGGAGGAGGGAUGAGAGCAGCGACGUGAUCAGAAGUCAAGUGUUGUGGGUAGCUCCAGGUGUAAAUAAAGCAGCACAGGGAAUGAUGACAAGUGGAUCCUCCUUUUUUUUUGUUGUUGUUUUUUUUUUUUUUGUGUGUGUGUGUUGGGAGUCUUAACGAGAUGUGGUUGGAAGGUUUCUGACGGGCUGAUGUGUGACCUUCGACUGUGCUCCCUCCUCCACCGCCCCCACUAAAAUCCACAUCAAAAGCUUUUGGAAACAACAAAACUUGAAAUAAAAACCUUGUCAGAUUUGAACCAUCACUGCA